Molecule: messenger RNA, 1033 nt
Organism: Solea senegalensis (Senegalese sole)
Lineage: Eukaryota; Metazoa; Chordata; Actinopteri; Pleuronectiformes; Soleidae
Gene: cldn1
Product: claudin 1
Exons: 4
Coding region: 151-786 (211 amino acids)
Biological process (GO): cell adhesion; bicellular tight junction assembly
Cellular component (GO): bicellular tight junction; plasma membrane
Molecular function (GO): structural molecule activity
Source: RefSeq, a predicted model, not a curated record
UCCAUUCAAGACCAGCUCCACCACCUAAAGCCACCAGGAACUUUUUAAGGGACAAUCUGUAAUUUUUCUGCCUCCGUUUUUCUUUUUUUUUCUUUCCUUUUUUUUUUAGUUUAUACAGUGAGAUUCUUUACCAGCUCUUACAUUACAACUAUGGCGAAUGCAGGAAUACAGCUCCUUGGCUUCACACUAGCCUUCCUGGGCUUCAUUGGCGCAAUAGCAUCCACGAUCAUGGUGGAGUGGAAAGCUUCAUCCUAUGCAGGAGACAACAUCAUCACAGCCCAGGCCAUGUAUGAAGGAUUGUGGAAAUCCUGUGUAUCACAGAGCACAGGCCAGAUCCAGUGUAAAGUCUAUGACUCACUUCUCCAGCUACCAGGCAUUGUACAGGGCACACGGGGAUUGAUGCUGGCCGCCGUCUUGUUGAAUUUCAUUGCCAUCAUGGUGGCGGUGGUGGGCAUGAGAUGCACCACCUGCAUGGUAGAUCAAGAAGAGCAGAAGGACAAGGUGGCGCUGGCUGGAGGAAUUGUCUUCAUUAUCGCAGGUCUGCUCACUCUGGUGGGAACAUCUUGGUAUGGUCACAGAAUUGCUAAGGAUUUCUACAACCCAUUCACUCCUACCAAUGCAAGGUAUGAAUUUGGAAGUGCCUUGUAUGUGGGAUGGGGAGCUGCUUGUCUCAUCAUUAUAGGAGGGAGCUUCCUGUGCUGCACUUGUCCUGCCAAAGGUGCAGGGAAAUCUCCACGCUACCCACACACUCACUCUGCCGGACAGACGGGCAAGGACUACGUCUAGAGGGACAAUUGCUCCGUCCUGCCUCUGUUUUGCAGUGUGUAUAUUUGAAGGUCUUAUAACUGAUGUGUGUUUUUUAGUUGUUGGGAUAGUCAGUUUGUUGUCUUUCAUAUAAACCCCCACCCCCCCGAAUAGGGAUGCACGAUAUUGGACUUUAGAUAUUGGAGAUGGGACAUACCACUUUUUUGUGAACAAAACUGAUACCGAUAUCACAAACUACAGUCAUUUUAUGCUGAGUCAUUUCAAAGAC